UUCUAUUUUUCGCUAUUAAUUAGUCAAGCUCGAUCGUCCAUCAUGUCUGUCGACUCACGUACACUCGGAGUGACAAAGUAUCAGGUCUUCUGCACCAUCCUGGCCGCCAUCGGCAGUCUCAACUUUGGUUGGAACAUCGGCUCGGUGAACAUCCCCGGCGAUGUCCUGCAGAACUGUGUCACUGGCCGGAAGUAUUACGGCUUGUUCCCGUCUUGCAUCUAUGUCAAGUCCGGAACCAUCUGGGGUAUCAUUGUCGGCUGCUAUGCCCUUGGCGCCAUCAUGGGCGCUGUCAUCUCCAACCCAGUUAUUAACCGCAAGGGCUACAAGUUCGUCCUUUGCUGGUUCGCUCUGCUCAACGUCGUCGGUGCCCUGCUGCUGUCGCUGACUACUAAGAUUCCGCAGUUCAUUAUUGGUCGCAUUGUGGUCGGUGUCGCUGCCGGUGCUGCCAACAACGCCAUGGCCACCUACAUUUCGGAUAUGACUACCGCGCGCGGCCGUACUAUUCUCGGCGGUGCUCUACAGUUCGCAUGUGUCUUAGGUAUUAUGAUCAACAAUGGCUUCGCUCUGGGUCUUGCUCCUCCCCCUCGCUGGCGCAUUCUGUUCGCCAUUACUGGUGUCUUUGGCCUGAUCAACUUUGCUCUGUUCCCGUUCGCCCCUGAGUCGCCCAAGUGGCUGGUCAAGAACGGCCGUAUUGACGAGGCGCGCGUUUCCUUGCAAAGGUUCCGUGCUGGGGCUGACAUCGAAGAGGAGAUAAACGACAUUAUCCAGACAGAUAAGGAUAACCGUGAGCGCACAGCCGAUGUCAACGUCAUGCAGGUUCUGCGCGGCCAAACUCCCGACAACCUCCGCCACCAACUCAUGUGCGUAUCAGCACUUAUGUUCUUCCAGCAGAUGUGCGGUAUCAACGCUGUCAUCUUCUACUCGACCCAGAUCAUCAACAACUCGACCCAUGAUAACCCGGCCGACAUCCCCACUCUGGCCCAGAUCCUGACAUUUGUUAUUUCGAUCGUUGCCAUGAUUUUCACCUUCCUUGGUAUGGUGUUGGCUGCUUACCUUGGCCGCCGCACCCUGCUUAUCAUGGCGCAUGCUGCUAUGGGUAUCUUUUCUGCCCUCAUGGUUGCUGGGUCUGUCAAGGAUGUGACUGGCCUUGUUGUGACCAUGGUGUUCCUGUUCAACGCUUUCUUUAACCUCGGUCCUGGUCCUAUCCCUUGGGCUGUUGCAGGGGAAAUGACCCCUGGGUAUGCAAUGACUGCCAUGUCUGCUAUUGGUACUGGUAUUGGCUAUUUGUUCACCUUCGUCAUCGGUGUCAUCUUUCCGCCCAUGCAGGAGGCCAUGGGUGACUGGACCUUCUUCUUCUUUAUGGCGUGGAAUAUUUUGGCUGUUGUCUUCAUUUUCCUGUUUGUUCCCGAGACAAAGGACCGCCCUAUUGAAGACACCGUCCGCAUCCACUCAUGCGGUAUCCACACUGUCAUCGGCAAGAAGUGGCAGGCUAGCGUCAUCAAGGAAAAGGAUGAGCUUGCGUGAGUAGAGGCUAUUUUAGAUAAACUAAUUCACAAUACACGACCAGUUUUGUCCACAGUGGCACACCAUUAAUGAGUCCAACCAACAACUUCACUUCUUGCCUUUGGAUAUGCUACCAGCAAAGUUAAAGCAGUUUUCUCGUAGGCUGCAAAAAGGCAAUACGCCUAUUCGCAUCCAGAAAAAAAACGCGUAUUCAACACUACAGCGAGUGUAGCCAUGUUCUGAUGUGGGCUGCUUGGAGUCAGGUUUACAUCUACAUGGUGUUGAUACAUCCCAGCACUGUUCCAGAUACACAGAAAUGAGUAGUCUGGAUAUUGGCAACCACAACUGACCCUGGCAGAUAGGCGCAGUGUUGCAGGCAGACUAGCCUCAUCUGCUGUUCUAGUAUUCGUUUUGUUGAGUGGUUGGUGGUUGGUGGU
Messenger RNA from Linderina pennispora, 1940 nucleotides. Its product is annotated as general substrate transporter. The transcript has a single exon. Gene Ontology annotation, cellular component: membrane. Gene Ontology annotation, biological process: monosaccharide transmembrane transport. The coding region runs from base 43 to 1524 and encodes 493 amino acids. Gene Ontology annotation, molecular function: hexose transmembrane transporter activity. Lineage: Eukaryota; Fungi; Kickxellomycota; Kickxellomycetes; Kickxellales; Kickxellaceae. The record is from RefSeq and is a predicted model, not a curated record.